UACGAGAAAAGAGUGAGAGAGAGAGAGAGAGAGCGCGAGAGCGAGAGGGAUGGGGUUCUCGCGCAUUCGAGAGGCCUUGCUGGCGAUGAUCAUCGGCGCGGUCGCCGUCGCCGGCGAUUCUGAGUACUAUGGAGCGCAGCCACUGGCGAAGCUAUCGAUGCACAAGGCCUCCAUCGCCAUCGACGGCAAGGCGCAAGUGCGAGCCACGCCGGAACUCCUCGGCUUGAAGGGGGAGGAUAUUGAAUGGGUCAAAGUAGACUUACAGAAUGCCAAUCCAACUACGGAUGAUUGGAUUGGAGUAUUCUCUCCAUCAAAGUUCAAUUCUUCUACAUGCCCUGAGGUUGUUGGUGAUAUCAAAGAUCAGCUUCCAUUAAUAUGCACUGCUCCAAUAAAGUAUCAGUUUGCGAAUUAUUCGAAUGCGGAUUAUGCAAAAACAGGCAAUGCAUCUUUGAUGCUUCAAUUGAUCAAUCAGAGAGCAGACUUCUCCUUUGCAUUGUUCUCAGGUGGAUUUCAAAAUCCCAAACUUGUUGCAGUUUCGAAUGCGGUCUCAUUUUCAAAUCCGAAGGCCCCUGUUUAUCCAAGGCUAGCACAGGGUAAAUCUUGGGAUGAAAUGACUAUAACGUGGACUAGUGGAUAUAACGAUAAUGAGGCUUUUCCUUUUGUUGAAUGGGGUCCCGAGGGAGGUCCACAAACACGCUCUUCAGCUGGGACACUAACUUUCAGUCGUAAUAGCAUGUGCGGCGCACCAGCACGUACAUUUGGAUGGAGGCAUCCUGGAUACAUUCACACAAGCUUCUUAAAAGAUUUGUGGCCAAAUGCAAUUUACACUUACAAACUUGGGCAUCAAUUAUUGGAUGGAACUUAUGUUUGGAGCAAGAAGUACUCUUUUAAGGCAUCACCAUAUCCUGGACAAGACUCAUUACAGAGAGUUAUCAUUUUUGGUGAUAUGGGAAAGGCGGAAAGAGACGGUAGCAAUGAGUAUAGCAAUUACCAACCGGGAUCAUUAAAUACCACAGACCAGCUUAUUAAAGAUUUGAACAACAUUGAUAUAGUUUUCCACAUUGGGGACAUAACGUAUGCGAAUGGUUAUAUUUCUCAGUGGGAUCAGUUUACAUCUCAAAUAGAGCCAAUUGCAUCAGCUGUUCCAUAUAUGAUCGCAAGCGGUAAUCAUGAACGUGACUGGCAUGGCACAGGAUCCUUCUAUGAUACUGACGACUCAGGCGGGGAAUGUGGUGUUCUAGCUGAAACGAUGUUCUAUGUACCUGCAGAAAACAGGGCCAAAUUUUGGUACUCAACAGAUUUUGGAAUGUUCAGGUUCUGCAUUGCAGAUACAGAACAUGACUGGAGGGAAGGCACAGAGCAGUAUAAAUUCAUCGAGCAUUGUCUCGCAACAGUUGAUAGACAAAAACAACCAUGGUUGAUAUUUGCUGCUCAUCGUGUUCUCGGUUACUCUUCUGGUUUUAAUUAUGCGUUAGAAGGAUCAUUUGCAGAGCCCAUGGGGAGGGAGAGCCUCCAGAAGCUUUGGCAAAAAUAUCGAGUGGAUCUCGCUUUCUACGGCCAUGUUCAUAACUAUGAGAGGUCUUGUCCCAUCUAUCAGAAUCAGUGUGUAAACAGCGAAAAAUCUCACUACUCAGGAACCAUGAACGGAACAAUCCAUGUUGUUGUUGGUGGUGGAGGCAGUCAUUUGUCUCCUUUCACUGAUUUGAAAACAUAUUGGAGUAUUUUCCAGGACUUUGAUUACGGUUUUGUUAAACUAACUGCUUUCAACCAUUCAUCACUUCUUUUUGAGUACAAGAAGAGCAGUGACGGCAAAGUUUAUGAUUCUUUCACCAUCUCCAGAGAUUACAGGGAUGUAUUGGCAUGUGUUCAUGAUAGUUGUUCUCCCACAACAUUAGCCAGUUGAAGUAUGUUUGGUUGGAGGGAUUUGGUUUGAAGAUGAGGCUUUAGAAUGGAUAUGGUUAUCCCACUUUUUUGACUUAAAAUUUGGUGUUUAAAGUUCUCUCUCAAAUAAGGUGUUAGCAUGAUAAAAGAAGACAAUGUUUUGUUAAAAGAUUUAUAUAUGUGUGUAUGUAUGCAUACAAACAUAUUACAUGAUAUUCAUAAAUUAAAUUUUAAUUUGAAUAA
Dioscorea cayenensis subsp. rotundata (Guinea yam) is the source of this 2124-nucleotide messenger RNA. Its product is annotated as nucleotide pyrophosphatase/phosphodiesterase-like. The record is from RefSeq and is a predicted model, not a curated record. Lineage: Eukaryota; Viridiplantae; Streptophyta; Magnoliopsida; Dioscoreales; Dioscoreaceae. Gene Ontology annotation, molecular function: metal ion binding; acid phosphatase activity. Bases 50 to 1903 code for a protein of 617 amino acids. The transcript is spliced from 12 exons.